This is a messenger RNA of Phanerochaete carnosa HHB-10118-sp, 360 nucleotides long. RefSeq lists its product as uncharacterized. The transcript has a single exon. The record is from RefSeq and is a predicted model, not a curated record. The annotation marks the transcript as partial. Lineage: Eukaryota; Fungi; Basidiomycota; Agaricomycetes; Polyporales; Phanerochaetaceae.
GCAGGCGACAAAAUUCGCGUCUUCGGCUUCUCUCGCGGCGCAUACACCGCGCGUGCGCUCGCCGGCAUGAUCCACACGGCCGGCCUGCUUCCGAUGUACAGCCACCAGGAGAUACCAUUCGCGUACAGGAUGUACACGCGCACGACGCCACUCGGCUGGGCACAGAGCACGCCGUUCAAGAAAGCCCUCUCGAUGGACGUAGACAUCGAGUUCAUCGGUCUCUGGGACACAGUGUGUUCCGCUGGCCUGUUCUCGCGCCGGCUGCUGUUCAUGGCGAGCGGCGCGGCCAUGGAGACGUUCAGGCGCGCUGUCAGCCUUGGCGAGCGGCGCGCCAAGUGUAAGCUGGAUUUGUUUAAUUGA